AACGCGACCCGGAUGCGGUUGCGGAGCGGGCCCGGGCGGCGGCGGGGCCCGGGACCGGCACCGGUAACCACGGCAACCCCGGGACCGGGAACCCCGGGACCGGUAACCCCGGUAACCACGGGACCGGUAACCACGGGACCGGCACCGGUGCAGGGAGCCAUGGCAGGAGCUAUGGUACGCAUUGGUGACCAGCUCAUCCUGGAAGAAGAUUACGACGAGACGUACAUUCCCAGCGAACAAGAAAUCCAGGAUUUUGCAAGGGACAUCGGGAUCGACCCUGAGAAGGAGCCGGAGCUGAUGUGGCUGGCCAAGGAAGGCAUUGUGGCCCCGUUACCACCCGAGUGGAAGCCCUGCCAGGAUAUCACUGGUGAUAUCUACUACUUCAACUUUGCUAACGGCCAGUCCAUGUGGGACCACCCCUGCGAUGACCACUACAGAGAACUUGUCGCUCAGGAGCGAAAGAAGCUGCUGGCACGCGGCGGUUUGAAAAAGAAAGAGAAGAAGAAGAAAGACAAGAAAGAAAAGAAAGACAAGAAGGAUAAGCAGUCACCGAAGCGAUCCACUGAAAUGCAGCCAGGGAUUCUUCCUUCGACACCCUUUUGUCAAAUACCCUGCGCCAUUCUGUCCCCUGGGCAGGAGAGUCCCGAGCCAGAACCAGAUAGCCAGAUUAGAAAUGAAGGCCUCUUUGACAAAGGCAAAGGGAGAGCAUCGUGCGUAACGGAUUCAUGGAGGCAGUUUGCAGACAUGUGGCCGAAUAACCUGCACCCUAUUCUUGUAUCAGAGUUCAGCAGCCCAUGCCAGACCUUAACUGAUGCGGUGAAAAUUUUAGGAAACGGCCCACCUUUCGGCAGCUUUGAUGUAGACAUCCACCAGGAGCAAGGUAUACCUUUGGCAAUACAAGAAAAUCUUUGUUCCAGUUCUGACUCACAGUCUGACGAUGUAGAGGUUAGGCCAACGGUACAACCUUUGCAUGUGUUAAAGAAAUCCUGUUCGCAAGACUUUGAGAAUGUUCAAACUCCACCAGAGUCCCCUGAAGACAAAAUCCUGCUCUUUGAUGAAAAGCUGAAAGGAAAGCAGAAGAUUAAAGACGUGAUGGAUGACUGUGUCCGUAAAUCCGAUCGUCCUUUCUCAGCUGGAGAGAAAUCUACAGGACCUGGUGGGGAUGUGAAAAGAAGUCCAAGCUUAUUGCAAGCCAGAGAAGAAAGGUUUUACUGCAGGAACCUUGAAAUGACUCUUUUUGAUGCCAGUGCCACAAAUGACUGGGGUUUGCAGGAGACAGUUGAUGCUCCACACGCUCGAGAAGAGCUAAGCUCCCGCACCAGAGUAUCUCAGAGCAGAAGUAAGAGAAAAGUUCAAGGUGGUGAGGCUUUGGCUCAAGCUACCAGUCUCCGCAGGAGCAAUGAGAGCAGCAGCAGACCUGAGAGAGAGGGCUCAAAGCAAAUGGAUCUGACGAAACUAGGAGUAGAUACAAAAGGAGACGGCAUGAAUGGUGUGCUAGGGAGCCUACCCACGGCCCCUGCAGAGAUCGUGGGAACACGACACUGCUUCCAAGGAAUAGAUGCAAAGGGAGGAACUGAUGUGGGUCUUCAAUCCGCAGUGCAUCCUACAUCGAAACAUGUUUUUUCAUCUGCCAAAGACGGCUGUAAAGAUGACGAAAGAGGCGGUUUGAUGUCAGAGUGUGAUAGCAGUGAUUUGGACAGUUCUCAGAACGAUAAUGCACCCCAGAUACUGGGAGUCUCCUCUCUACACAAUGAGUCUGGGAGACCGAAGGACGUGUACUCUGUCACAGAAGAGCCUGUGCUGCCUUGUCCCGUCCUGGGAUCAUCCCUGUCUCAGAUAUUAAGUCCUGCCGAGGAGUCAGAGAGAGAGUGUAGCUCCAAGGACAUGAAACUGUGCCACGCGUUGCAGGAAUGUGAAGAAGGUGCCAGCCCAGAACCUGACUGUGUUAGUUUUUUGGUGGAUUCGUGUGGGAAAUGCACUGCCCAGGAGUCUAAUGGUGCUGGAGUGCAAACAGAAGUGAAGGAAGAAAAUGGCAGGACAGAUCAAGCUCCCGGAGCGUGGGGAGAUGAAGUCCCAGAAGAAUUGCAGCUUCCCCCUGAGUAUCUCCGCCAGAUGGCUGACUGCCAGGGAAGCACCAGUCUCUGUCAGCACGUGGAAGCGGAGGUGACCCAAACCAGACAAACUGCUGAGAACUGCAGCAAAAUAGAGGCUGGUGAAGGAGCAGGGGGGAACGAGUCUUCAGGAUCCCCGCUAGCACCUGUGCAGGCGCCCCUGGGGAACCUUGCUCCGUUGCGUGGCCCCGUGGCUUCUCCAGCUGGCAUCCUUCGAGGUUCGCUGAACUCGGACGUGGGAAGCUCUGUGGACUCCAGUCUUGCAGCCAGAGGAGAAACUCGGCCCGCAGAGCCCUGUAAGCCCACUGGCCACACCAAGAAGUUGCUGGGAUUGGUCUGUGAAGAGAAGAGUUCUCUGAACACAGUACCUUUAGAUAAAGGGAGAAACGAAGAGGAAGAAAGUGAGAAUGAGAGCCUCCGUGGGACACGAAGACUGUUCAAAAACCUGCACAUGGAUGUCAGUGCCUUGGGAGGCAGCUUUGAGUCUGAGCUUUCAAAGGCAUCUGAGACCAGUGAAUGUGUGGAGGACUUGCAGGCUUCCAACCGCUCAGACCACGACCUGAUUCAGCAUAUGGACUUGGCUUUCCAGAGUCAUUUUUCUGAGCAGGUAUUGGAUGUGGGUGUUCUGUCUCCUGUUUUAGACAGCCCCAUGUGCAAGGCCCAGGAGCUGGGAGGAGAAGAAAAAGAUCAAAGCAAAGCCAGUAUAGAAGAAGAGCAAAGCAAAAGAACAAAAGCUGCUGAGAGGCAACCUGAAAAGGAAAUAAAACAAGAGCAGUCCCUGAGCCAGCCUAGUGAAGAAUCUCUGGAGGAAAUAGCCAAGGAGCUGGAGAAGGAGAUUGAACGAGAGAAAAUGCACUUACUGCAAGCAAAGGAAGAGAAAAUUCAGCAAUUCCAGGAGGAGAUGCGGCAGCAGGAAGAAGAAGAAGCUCAGAAGCUUCAUCAGCAAAAAGAAAAAUCCCUCAGGACUCUGAAAGAGGAUUUGGCAAAGGUUUCUGAGGAAGAAGAGUUGCGUGUGAGAAAGGAAGAAACUGAGAGACUCUCAAAGCUGCGAGCCAAAAUCGCCUCAGAGACUGAGGCAGAGAAGGAGAAGAUAAGGGCAGAGCAAGAGUUCAUGCUGCAAAAAUUGAGAGAAGAGUGGGAAUCUCUGCAGGUAACAGAGAAGAAGAGCCUGGAGAGGAAGAAGCAACUUGUUUUGGAGAAAAUGAAGCUGGAAAUGGAGGAAGCUCAACAGGAAGAGAUGGUCAGGCUGGAAGAAGAGAAGGAACAAUUCCUGAGGGAGCUUAAGGAGAGAUUAGAAACAGAAAAGAGAAAGGCAACAGAGGAGCUGGAGAAACAGUUUGCAACUGAACUCCAGCAGCUGAAAUCUGCAGCAGAAGAGAAGCAUCAAAAGGCCAUUUCUAGCUUACAAACCCAGGCGGCGGAGGCACAGAGGAGUAAGGAGACUUGGCUGCAUGAAGACUUGCAGAGAGCAGAGCAGAAAACGCAGCAAAAAGCAUAUCAAGUAAUGGCAUAUGAACAUGAGCUCAGUGAGCUUAUGAGAGAGAAACGCCAGGGAGUGGAAAAAGACCAUGAGAGGAAAAUGGAGAGGAUGAAAGAGGAGCACCAGGAGGUCCUGGCAAGGAUUCAGGAUCAGUAUGAAGAGGAGGAGAGAAAGCAAAGAGCAGAACUGUUUGAAGGCCUGCGAAGUGAGAUGGCACGCCUCCGACAGCUUCAUGAAGUGGAGGUGAAAGCUCUGCAGGCAGAGCUGGAUGAACGGCUGACCCUAUUGCAGAGUAGGCAUAGGGAGAAGGAAAGAAAACUACAGGAUUCAGAAAAUGAGCUUGAAAUACGUGCAAAGAAUGUCAAAGCAAGAUCCGUGCAGCUUCUUAGCCAGGAGGAAUCUCUGAGGAAGAAAAGGCAGCAGCUGCUGGAUGAAGACAGACGGACUGAGCUAGAAAGAGAUGAAGCUGCUUUAGCUUCUCAACUCCGCCUCGAGGAGAAUCGGAAGGAGCACACCAACCUUCUUGAGUCCAUCCGGCAACUGCGCAGGUCUCUUGAAGAGCUCCAAGACCAGAAGUCUGAACUGGAGGCCCAGGUGGAUUUGUUGCAGACCCGAAGCCAAAGGCUGCAGAAACGUAUCAGUGAGCUUGAGGCAGCUGUCAGGAGCAAGCAGGAGAUUUUGAAAGAACUGGAGGCAGAAGAAAGCGUGGAGUCUCCAAGAAGGAAAGCUGAGCUCCAUGUUGAAGACCUGAGAGAAACUAUUCAAGCUCACUCAUCCAGAGAGUCUGCUUCCCCACCUUCUCAAAGCCACGAGGACAGCAACUUGCAAUUUGACCAUGUCAGAAGCUACAUCUCUGCCGAAGGGAUCUCCAUUAGGAAUGCCAAGGAAUUCCUGGUGCGCCAGACCCGCUCCAUGAGGAAGAGGCACACGGCGCUGAAAGCUGCCAAGCAGCAGUGGCACCAAGAUAUGCAGAAAGCGCAGGAGGUGGUGCAGGAUCUUGACAGCUCCCAACUCCUGGAGGGAGUGCGCAAGAACCUGGAAGAGGAAGCAAAGCAGCUGGACAAGAUGAAGUCAGUUAUGCGGAAAGGACAGGUGCUGCUGAAGAAGAAGGAAGAGAAACUAAGCCAGCUGGAGUCAUCGCUGUUGGAGGAGCUUUCAGAUGAAGAUACACUGAAAAGUACUGCAUGCAAGAAGAUGGUGACUUUUGAUCUCAGCAACUCUGAGGACACAAACAGCAUGUCCAGUGCAAGCUUAGGUCAGCCUAAAUUUGACUUGAGAACGGAUCUACAGGUUGGCCCACAGCUGGACAAGAUCCAAUGCCUGACAGACUCUCUGCAGCACAUCACCAGAGAACUGAAUGGGGUCCUCGGCGUUUUGAGCUCUCUGAACAACCGCCAGUCUCCACUCUUCACUUCGACACAGGUGCACUCCAAUGGUGUCCCUCUUUCUACGUAUGCAUCCUUGGCAGGACUUCAGGCAGGUGGCUCCUUGGUGCCCCCCGCUGGGGUGUCUCUGGUGGACCAGUGGGUCCGGAGCACUGGGCUGAGCUCCAGUCGCUCUUUCACAGCCGGGCAGACAGUGGACAGCAUCCUGGCAGAAAAGUGGCACAAGUACUUCCCAGGUGGGUUCCCAUCACUCAGUGGAAGUUCCGGUACUCUGGACAACAAGCUGGGAUACGUACCUGCAGAUGAGCAGAUUCGCCUGUUCCAGCACUCCCAGUUCCAGAGCUGUGAGUCAGACAAGAUGAGUAUUCAAGGAAUGAUUGAGACCAACAAGAAAUGGCUAGAAGACUUCAAGAGGGAUUCAAAGGUACCUCUCUUCCCAGGUGCACAGAAGCCCUCUGCCAGCAGCCCCAGCCUACUUCAGCUAGGACUGGAUGAAAACAGACAAAUAAAAGUGUACCAUUACUGAAAGGUGGGACUUGGCAUUUUCGGCCCUCAGCCUCAGGGUGCAGGACCUGGAGAGGUGGUAGCUGGGGCCUGUGUAGUCCCCCUAACAAUUUGUUGGGGUUUGGUCAUACCCAGCCAACACUGUUCUUUGUGCUCUGCCCUUGAAAUAAAGUCUCUUUACGAGAGAGUGGGGGAAGGAGGAAGUGAACUUCCCAGGUGGAUUCUUCUAAUCCUGUAAUGUGUCCAAAUAUACUUUAUAGACUGUUUAAUCCAGUGGUGAAAUAUCAGGGCUUCAAUAAAUCAACAGUUCUCUCAUUAGUAUUCUAGCAAUCAUGAAGCAGAGCUGUGAAUCAUGGAGGACUUUGAGUAACUGGUCAAGGGGGAGGAGGUGAAUCUGUCUGAGACUUUGCUGGAGGAAAUGUGUCAGGAAAUGAGCCCACGCUGAUGCCCCACAAAUGCUUAAUUGCAGGUGAGCCAAGUCAUCUGGCUUUUGUGGCAAGUGCUCGAGGAGGGGAGAAUGAACAGCAAAACGGGUAGAGUCUGGGGAUAUAACUGGGGAAUAGUAGAUUGUAACUCUCUGGAAAAUGUUCCUGUCUUCUGGGAUGGAAGCAAUAGGAACAAAACCAGGGAUGGCUUUCAUGGCAGAUUUUCUAGAAAAGAGCUCCCUGCUUCCUCCUUUUUCUGCCAGGCUGGCCAGAACUGCACAGCAUAGCUGUGCUGUGGGAGCUCGUCGCAUGUAUUACAAAUGUGCUGAUGGCAAUGCAGAGCAGGGAUGGCAAGAGAGCACGGAGCAGUUCCUGCUGGUGCAGGCGCUGUUAGGGCUCUCAGCCUAGUGCGAAUGUUCAGAGGAGACAAAGCCCCACCUGCGUCCUUCCGUGCCCUGGGGAGAGGGAUCCGGAGCUCAGCAGCUGGGGUCUGCUCCCACGCAGCAGGGCUGUGCAGGCAAACCUGAGCCCUCGGUGCCCAGCCUGGGACCUGGGCAGCAGCUCCUGGAGCAGCUCUGCUGGGCUCCGGGGAGAGCAGUCUCCUGAGGCCACGAACCAGGGCUUUGCGUGGCUGGGAGCAAGGCUGAGGGGUUGGGAUGUGUUGCUCUCAGAUACGAGGAGGUGGCACAUCGCUCUGCGCACCGGGUGGAUGUACUUGUGGUGCUGGAGGGGCUUUACGCAGAGCAUGGCAGCACCCUGCCGGAACGCAGAGCUGCGAGGGGGCAGAUGGUGCUGCUCGAGCCAGUGGGGAGAAGUCACGCUAGGCUUUCAUACUGCUAAGUGGGAAAAGUGGUAUUUGGUUGUUUUGUCAGUCUUUCCUCCAAGCUGACUUUAAAUAUUUAAUGAUUUAAAAAAUGCUGUACCAUUUGCCAUUUUGUCUGAUGAGGAAGUCUGCAUUUCAAGGGAUCCCAUCUGUGAGAAAUCAUCUUCAAAGUCGUUCUCUCUAGAGACAGCUGAUGCAGGGAGGAUGGUAAAGUUGCUGUUCUUCACCCUUCAGUGCUGUUUGUGUUUCUCAGUGUGGCUAAUGAUGCGCAGCAAAGUGAGGCAGAACUCCCCCUCCUGCUUUGCUUCCUGGUUGUUGUAUACUGGCACAACAUUGGAACAGUUCAUGCUGUGAGUGUGGCAGGGGAAUGUUUACAUGCAAAUAGAAAUAUAUUUUUGAUGAACAUUUUAAAACUCGAGAAGAAUGUCUGUAUUUACUUUUUUUUUUUUUUGCUGGACUCUAAAAUUUUCUGAAUUCCUCCUCCCACCUUUGUCCUGGGAUCUUCUGGCCAGGCUCCCGUUUGUGGGUCUGACCAGAGGCUUCAGGCCUCCGCAUGGAUCCUCUAGCCCCCUGCUUGCUAACAAAGCAGGGGUAGUCAUCGUGCAGGCCCCGUCACACUGGUGUCCUUGCUGAAGAAAUCCUAGCCAGCUCGUACUGGCCCUGGACGAAUGAGGAGACCUCAGGUGACCACAGGGAACGGCAGCUGGCCAGGGGAAUCCCUCCUCCAUAGGAAGGGAUGGAUCAAAACGCAGAUUUCCUGUCUGCUGUCGGAUUUACACCGAUCCCCGUCUGCAGGGAUUUUGCUUUUAGUUUCCCAGCUCUUGGAGGAACUCAUGGCAGUAGCUCCAGCUGAUUUUGUAGUAACCCCGCUGUGCUGGCUUCCUGCAGCACGGGGAGGUUGUCAGUCUGUUGGACACUGUCCGCAAAGCCACGUAGCUGCGCCCAGUCUGUGUCCUGAGAAGCGUGGAUUAAUGUGGAGAAAUGCCUGCUUCCUUAGCAAUAAUAUGUUUUCAAAUACGUUUAUCUUUCCUGUUGAAACUUGUGAUAGCUGUAUCUGGUUUUGUAAGCAAAUUAAAUCAACAUGAGUCUGUUUUGUA
This is a messenger RNA of Cygnus atratus (black swan), 7825 nucleotides long. It is a transcript of the gene CEP164, whose product is annotated as centrosomal protein 164. The record is from RefSeq and is a predicted model, not a curated record. Lineage: Eukaryota; Metazoa; Chordata; Aves; Anseriformes; Anatidae. Gene Ontology annotation, molecular function: protein binding. The transcript has 30 exons. The coding region runs from base 13 to 5502 and encodes 1829 amino acids.